AUGGCUCAUAUAACCCGUCGCUUUCUCUCCACGACCCUGUGCCGUCACGCCUCAGCAACUGAAGCAUGCACAGAGAUGUUUGAGCGCUUCGGCGCUGGAAAACCAAUCUCGAUCCGUAAACAGCUCAUCGAUGCAAAUCAGCUCAACCUUCUUUCUAUAACGCUGAAUCGGACGCCUACAACAGGCCACGCACCCCCUAUCGGAACGCCGGUACCGCCAGGCUACCAUCUUGUGUACUUCACACCCAGCAUGAUUGAAUCUGAACUUGGUUUGGACGGCACAGAUCGCACUGUUAACCCCCUCAGCCCGUUUACGCGGCGCAUGUGGGCAGGUGGAGAACUGAGAUGGACGCAAGACCCUAAUGUGCAGUUAAGGGUUGGUCAGGAAGUGCGUGAGACAACAAGACUUUUGACUGCAGAGCCGAAAACGUUAAAGAGUGGCGGCGAGAUGCUAGUCGUCGGUGUGGAGAAGACGUUUGAGAACGAGAAGGGCAUUGCACUCGUCGACAAGCGAAACUGGGUCUUCCAGAGAGAGAUUGCAGCAGACAACCCGCUCAAGGUGACGGAGAAGCCUGAAGAGAAAGCCUUGCCGAACGGAACUUAUACGCGGGACUUUUGUCAGACAGAGACUACUUUGUUUCGUUUCUCAGCAUUGACGUUCAAUGGGCACAAAAUCCAUUACUCACCAGAAUGGUGUAGGCAGAUUGAAGGGCACAGGAGUUCUGUGGUACAUGGACCGUUGAAUCUGAUCCACAUGCUUGACUUUUGGAGGGAUACAGCAAAAAGCGGAGAUACACAGGCGGUCCCGCAAUCAGUUACUUACCGUGCUAUGUCACCUCUGUAUGUUCGUGAACCAUAUAGGAUUUUGUUGGAAAAAGACAUUAUCAGGGUCGGACAGGAGGGACCAGAGUGGAAAGCUGAUAUUUGUGACAGCUAUGGGAAGAUUAGUAUGAAAGCGUUAAUUGUCGAGUAG
Dothidotthia symphoricarpi CBS 119687 is the source of this 972-nucleotide messenger RNA. RefSeq lists its product as uncharacterized. The record is from RefSeq and is a predicted model, not a curated record. Bases 1 to 972 code for a protein of 323 amino acids. NCBI's taxonomy places the organism in Eukaryota, Fungi, Ascomycota, Dothideomycetes, Pleosporales, Dothidotthiaceae. Gene Ontology annotation, cellular component: mitochondrion. Gene Ontology annotation, molecular function: (3R)-hydroxyacyl-[acyl-carrier-protein] dehydratase activity. The transcript has a single exon.